AUGGCGUUGACGAGACAUUAUGCGCCGGAGUACGACAUCCUACCGGCUGUACUGUCGAGAGACGUUGCCGUUGAGUUCCUAAUGCCAAACGGUCUCUUUCUUCGAGUGGACUGCUCUCUAGACUCUCCACUCUCUUCCAUCAAAUCAGAAUUGUGGAAAUCAGCGCAACAUUGCCCUCUCUAUCAUCGUCUACUCGAGCCAGGUCGGUACUCAUUCGUCUUCAUCAACGGCAGUGCAGAGCAAGAGGAAGUCGUCGACGAGGAGAGGCUGCUGCGCGAGGUGCGACCGUAUGCUAGCGUCUUGAGGCUUGUGGAGAGGAAAGGAGAUCGAGAAGAGAAGAUUACGAGUGCCAAGAUUAGUAUGCUCAUUGGUAAGGGACUGUUUGAGUUCACUGCGAUGGAAAAGGACAACACGGAGGUGCGAGACUUUCGUAAAAAGAUGAUUGAACUGUGCAGUGCUGCAGUGAAGGAGCGCAAUUCGUCACCAGACAAGCAGCUGUUGUAUGCGUUUCCUCCUGUUCUCGAGACGACGCGCGACCUGCCACCUCACGUGCGAGCUCAGUUGUCGUUGGAUCAGUCUGGUGUGGGAACGUUCCUGAUUCAUGUCGCUUUACCAAGAGAGAAUCAGUCGUAUACGUUCUCUGUUAGACCGGAUAUGUUGCCGUUUGAACUUGUAGUGUUGGUGUUGAGGCGGAAGGCGAGGACGUUGAAAAUACCUCAAGAAGACCCGAAGGGAUAUGUACUGAAAGUGUCUGGUCAUAAGGAUUAUCUCUUGGCAGAGGAGCCAUUAGGAAUGUACAAGUACAUCAGAAAAUGCAUUGCCAAGGCUAAACGGCCGCAGCUCAUUUUGGUGAGUUGCAAGGAGUUAAUGGAACAGAUUGAACCAGAAAAAGUCUAUAUGCCUUCACGGAGAGAGGACGUGCCAACUCUUCCACCUAAAUCAGCAAACACUAGUUUGUCAUUGACAUCAAUCAGGGAUGCCGUUCGUCUCAAAGUGAUUCGAGCACGUGGAGUGAACAUAUCAGAUAAAAUGAAGGUGAGCGUGAAGUUUGGUCUUUAUCAUGGAGCCGAGCCACUGUGCGAGUUGGUGCAAACUCGCUGCAUCCUACCAUUACAAGAUUUCAACGAGGACGUCAUCUUCAACUUGCUCGUGCAAAACCUUCCUCGCGAUGCUCGUCUCUGCUGCGUCUUCAACAUGGUCGACGAUCGGAAGCACAGAAUAAUUGGACGUCGUCGUGACGAUCGCAUUGCCAUUGCUUGGUGCAACACGACGAUGUUUGAUUGUAAUGGACAACUACGGAUGGGGACAAUGAAGUUGGGAUUUUGGCCGAUUUCUGACGAGGGUCUAGACGAUGAAACAAAUUCUAUUGGUACGACCGUUAAUAAUCCUAGCACUGAUGCUAUUCAGCUGGAGAUUGAAUUCAAUAAGUUUUCACAGACGGUUAUUUAUCCGGAUCUUGACAAGCUGUUAGAAGUUGUGGCUCUGUCAGCAAACGAGUCGAACUUGGAUGUCAAUCAUCAGUUGGCAGAACAACGACGAGGAUCAGAUGGAGCAAGUUCACGAUUGACACAAACGCUACAGGAGAUUGCUAAUCGGGAUGCUUUGCAAGAAUUGUGUCAACAAGACAAAGAACUGGUGUGGAGUUUUCGAUGGUCGAUUCGAGACAACAUACCAACUGCCCUGCCCAAGGUGCUCGCUUCGUGUCGCUGGAAUUCGAUCCAACACGUAGCACAGUUUAGACAAGUAUUACAAGUUUGGGAGUUGGUUCCACCGUCUACGGCUAUUGAAUUACUCCAGCACACUUCCGGCUGUUCAGCUGUUCGUGCGUGUGCUGUCAAAUCGUUGGAUCAGUUGCAAGAUGCAGAGCUGGCACAGUAUUUGCUACAGCUAGUGCAGGCUCUCAAAUAUGAGUCGUAUUUAGACUGUGCUUUGGCAAGGUUCCUGCUGAGGAGAGCACUUCACAGCCAGCACAUUGGUCAUUUCUUCUUUUGGCAUCUUAGAGCAGAGAUGCACAAUCCGGAGGUUGCAGUUAGAUAUGGGCUGAUGCUGGAGGCUUACUGCAGAGGAUGUCCAUCACACAUGGAAAAACUUUCGGCUCAAGUUAAUGCUAUCUGCAAGCUGAGAGAACUGACUGAAAUGCUGAGAACCAACUUUAGAGAGAGAAGAGAUGCAAACGACAUCUUGCGGGAAAUGCUACAAUCUCGAAGUCGGUUGUCAUCGUUUGUUUCUCCCUUGGAUCCUUCAAUUCUAUUACAAACAGUCAGGUACGAACGAUGUCGUGUGUUUGACUCAAAGAUGAGGCCGUUGCUUCUCUCAUUCGAGACGGAAGAUAAACCAACAGAUUCUGAAGACGAUAUUCAACUGAUCUUCAAGAGUGGAGAUGAUCUAAGGCAAGACAUGCUCACUCUACAAAUGCUGCAUUUGAUGAAUUCUAUCUGGGAGCAGAAUGGCCUUGAUCUCCGUAUGACAGUGUAUGGAGUUCUGUCAACAGGAGACAACGUUGGGGUUAUUGAAGUCGUUCGCAAUGCAGAGACUCUUGCUCAGAUUCAUAAAACACGAGGAGGUGCUACGGCAGCGUUAACAGACAAAGCUCUACUAGAGUGGCUCAAGUCUCACAAUGGAACGGAUGAGGCGUUGAAGACAGCUGUCAACAACUUCAGAAAUUCGUGUGCCGGAUACUGUGUUGCUACAUACGUGUUAGGCAUUGGAGACAGGCACAGUGACAACAUCAUGGUGAAGAGAACCGGAGAGCUGCUUCAUAUUGACUUUGGACACUUUCUGGGAAAUUUCAAAUCUAAAUUUGGCGUUCGGCGGGAGAGAGUGCCAUUCGUGCUUACAAAUGACUUUCUGUAUGUAAUCAUGAAGGGAAUGUCACAAUCAAAGCAAGACGAACAGACGCACAAGGACCAAUUUCUGGAAUUAUGUGUACGCGCAUACAUGAUGCUUCGUGAAAAGGCAGAUCUGUUUCUCAGUCUCUUUAUGGCCAUGCUGUCGACUGGCAUCCCAGAGCUUCGAUCAUUUUCAGAUACAACAUACUUGCAGCAGACGUUGGUGCUGGGUACUUCAGAGGAGAAUGCACGUAAACAUUUUCUCUCUCGCCUGUCUGAAGCGAUGGGCAAUCAACUGAGCACCAGGAUUAACUGGCUGCUGCACAAUAUGGCUCGUGACAACUAACUUUAAAUUUGAUUAUCUUGUACCUAACUCUUGGAAUGAGGAGAGCAGAUUACUGCAGCUGUUUAUGGUAGAUUGAUUACAUAGCUUUACUAGUUGUAGUCUAUUCAUUCGUAUCAACUUUCACUACCCAAAGAUAUGAGUUUUCUUUACAAAGCUGAUGUUCCCUAGGCGGAGAAAGACGGGGGGAGUGCCCGGCUGGACACUCGAGCCUAGAUGUUCCCAUGUGUGACUGUACUGUCAGGUGUUCCCCAAGAAUUGUUGAAGAUUAUUCUUUGUUACAAUAAACUACAGAUAGCAGGAAUGCAUAUGAUGUAUCCGCACAAUUUACACUGAGGUGUGUUUAUUUAUCCACUCAUUCAUUAAUUUUUACACGUCUUAAAAGUUUCGCGUAGCCAGACCCUCUGCUGCCGCUUUCUGCCCGGAAGUGAGUUGAUCACGUGAGAACAUUGUAAUUAAUUAUUAAGUUAUGUACCUGCACUUGUUUGCUGUCUACAGUUGGUGUUACAGAGUUCUUCGUGUCACCAUACUUAGAAAUUGUCCGUCAAUGGGAAUGCAGUUGAGGCCCCAACUAUUGGCAGUGGCUCAUAUGUUGUUUCCAUGUUAGAAUAUGCUUCCUGCUCAACUGUCACAGACUCAUUAAAAUUUUAGUGCAAACGAAGAAAAGCGUUUAUUACGUUUCAAUUGGUCUUAGUAUGUGUUUUUUGGUUCACUUUACUUGUCCCUAAUUAUAAUAUUCUUGUUCAUUUGCAGGUUCUAGUGGAUAGUUCCAUACCUCCAGACAAAUGCUAAGUUCAAUUUAUUAGUCAAGGAGAUGAUGAGCAACCCAGGAUUGAGGAAGUGAAAUCUGAAAUGGUGAAUAUAAGAAAGUAGUGUGUGAUGAAUUGACAUGAAGUUACGUACACUAAAUGAGAACUGAUAAAUAUGAUUAAUUGAUAGGAAGGUAAAUUGUGGAAUAUUAGCACCCACAGCAUACAUGAUGUAUGAAUGCCAGACUUCUACAUCACAAUUCGUACUUACCUAGAGCAUAGAUAGUAGAGCGGCUGCAUACGUAGGGAUUGUGAUGAGCAGCAUUCAAUAUGUACAUUAUUAUGUGUGCUGUCAAUUUAGGAUUGUAAUUAAAUGCUAUUGAGCUGGAAGAGACUGGACUUUUGAGACCAGGUAGAAAUGAUUACCAGAAUAGGCUAGAAACAUAAGUUGGAUGACUUUACAC
This is a messenger RNA of Corticium candelabrum, 4384 nucleotides long. Its product is annotated as phosphatidylinositol 4,5-bisphosphate 3-kinase catalytic subunit beta isoform-like. Gene Ontology annotation, cellular component: plasma membrane; phosphatidylinositol 3-kinase complex; cytoplasm. Gene Ontology annotation, biological process: phosphatidylinositol 3-kinase/protein kinase B signal transduction; phosphatidylinositol-3-phosphate biosynthetic process; phosphatidylinositol-mediated signaling. The transcript is spliced from 19 exons. Lineage: Eukaryota; Metazoa; Porifera; Homoscleromorpha; Homosclerophorida; Plakinidae. Bases 1 to 3174 code for a protein of 1057 amino acids. The record is from RefSeq and is a predicted model, not a curated record. Gene Ontology annotation, molecular function: 1-phosphatidylinositol-3-kinase activity; 1-phosphatidylinositol-4-phosphate 3-kinase activity.